Molecule: messenger RNA, 1010 nt
Organism: Paramacrobiotus metropolitanus
Lineage: Eukaryota; Metazoa; Tardigrada; Eutardigrada; Parachela; Macrobiotidae
Exons: 3
Coding region: 1-843 (280 amino acids)
Source: RefSeq, a predicted model, not a curated record
AUGCGAGUGUGUGGCUUAUGGCAAGCGAUACUGAGUGAUGCCCGCACAACGCAGCACCUUCUUGUCCUGACACACCAUUUCACCGGAACCCAGUGCGACGACCACAACUGUCGGCGCAUCGCGACGGCAUUGUGCCGUAGCAUCACUCCCGCUACGAAGAGCCUCACCAUCACCGCCCGCGCCCACGACUGGGAGAGGAAGCAGUCAAACUGGCACAGCGCGUGCAUCGUGCCGGAGUUGUUGCGGGUUAUGCAGGUCAAGCUGUCUUGGAUCGCCAUCCAGUCCUUCUGUCUGGACAUGCUUCCCGACUGCCUGCUGGCCUUCCAGUCCCGCUGUGACGCACUAGUCGUCGAGGGGCUGGAGAUGAGCUGGGGAACGCUGUGCGACGAGAUGCGGUGGAAUGUGCAGCGCCCCCGUUUCGGCAUGAUUGGCUUGCCGGAGCGGGAAUACCGCUUCACCAAACGACACAAUUCCGCCGGCGCCCGGCGUUGGCUGCGGGAUGGGAUGCUGCUCGGCAUCCCGCGGAUAAUCUAUCCGUGGCGGGACGGCUGGCACUGCCAGGAGUGGGACAUUGAUCGGCCGUUCAUGUGGUCCACCAACCGAUUGCUGACCCCGGUCACGGCCGACGUGUACGCCCAGGUGGCGGCGGUGCGUGCUCGCUGGUGCGACACUCUGGCUUAUCCCGAUGAGUGGCGGGUCAUCCGCUGCUUCUUAGACAGGUUCAGCGGAUUCCACGCGAAUGGCAGUGCCCACACGUGGCACAAUGUCGACCUGCGAACGCUGGAUCUCGCGCAGCUCAGCGCACUGGCGCUGAGGGAAAUCGCCGAGAUUUUCGCCCUUUAAACCGAUCGGCAGGCCUUAACUACCCAAGGCCUGCAAGGCUCCAACGGCUCGCAAGCUCACCUGUGGAACGUUUCGUACCAAAGAAAAAAAGUGAAUCGUUUUUUCGCUCCUUGUAAUCACAGUAGACAUCUGUACACAUGCUGUAGACACCUGUAGACCUAUCGGUA